AUGUCGAGAGCAUCUAACGCCGCAUAUGAUAGGCAUAUUACUAUCUUCUCUCCGGAAGGAAAGCUAUUCCAGCUUGAGUAUGCACUCAAAGCGGUCAAAAACUCAAAUGUCACUGGUCUAGCAAUAAAGGAUGACAAGGCUAUAGCUGUGGUAUCACAGAAAAAACUAUCAGCACAGCAUGGUAACCAGGAUGUACUGCUUGAUCAAUCAUGUGUUACACAUAUAUAUCAUGUAACCGACGAAAUUAUGGCGCUACUUAUCGGCUUUCCUGGCGACUGUAUGAGUGUUUUGUACAAGAGUCGGGAGCUUGCGCUGGAAUACCAAUACAAAUAUGGCUGUAACAUACCAGCAAAGGUCUUGUGCGAGAAAAUCGCUGAUAUCAACCAAGUACAUACUCAACAUGCUUAUAUGCGACUACGUGCCUGCACUGGUUUAAUUAUGUCAAUUGAUGAUGAAAGUGGGCCGGUUAUUUAUAAAUUUGAUGCUUCCGGUUGGUAUACAGGUUACAAGGCAUGUGGCAUUGGUGCGAAGGAUCAGGAAUCGGAGAAUGCUCUUGAGCGUAUCCUCAAGCAGCGUGAGACCGUUUCUUUGAGUGAGAAGGUGAAAUCAGACCUCCAAGUUAACACAGAGACACACCAUCUCUCUGGAGGACUUGAGACUAGGGUGACUGUUGAAGCUUUGAAGGCAAUGAUCGCAAUAGAUGCAUUAGAUCAAUUGAACGGCGCCAAAGGUGUAGAGGUCGCCGUUAGCACCGCAGACAAUCCAGUCUUCAGGCAACUUAGCGAACAAGAAAUCGAGACAUACUUGACACAUAUAGCUGAGAGCGACUAA
Molecule: messenger RNA, 831 nt
Organism: Babesia sp. Xinjiang
Lineage: Eukaryota; Apicomplexa; Aconoidasida; Piroplasmida; Babesiidae
Product: Proteasome subunit alpha type-6-A
Exons: 6
Coding region: 1-831 (276 amino acids)
Biological process (GO): ubiquitin-dependent protein catabolic process
Cellular component (GO): proteasome core complex; nucleus; cytosol
Source: RefSeq, a predicted model, not a curated record